UCCUUUUACUCUUGCAGUCAGCCGCCAGGUCGGUCAUUACCCCGAUUGUGAUCCCUACCCCAACAACUAUUACCGAGUCGUGCAACGGUCAUUAAAAAUUAAGAGGGAAACAUUUGAUGUUGUGUAGUGGUGUUUGAGCACCUGGCAACCUUUCUGCAUGAUAGGAGAGGUUUAUUAGGCUAUCUAGAGUGUUCUGUAGCAUAUAAGGUGUCUUCUAGUUGUAGGAAAUGCUACUCAAGACGGGGCGAAAAGGUGCCGAGUGAAGAAUUAACCAACAGUUCGUUAUGUCCUGUAAAUGUAGAUGGUGCAUGUGACUGUCUCUGAGGGGUAAGUAUGCUACGAGUGCGAGAGAGAGGUGUGGGUUACUGUAUUAGACCAAAGAUGAAAAGAUUGAUUAACAGAGGUUAAAUUGAAGGGUGUACAGGAAGGUGGAGCUUAACCAAUUCUUUGCUUUAUGUGAUGCUUUUAAUAGUUUUUAUUUAUUUAGUAUUAAGCAUGAUCACGUGCAUCGAAAGAUACUCUUCUCAUACACACAGAUAAGUACCCUUUCUUCUAACAUACCUUGUUGCUUUGGUGGUACUCUCAAACACUCUGUACCUUAUUUAGUAUGCAUCUUCUACAAUGAAAGGUGCACCUUUAAAACAUUACUCUAAAGCUAAUUGUGGUCCAUGUGCACGCCUUUUAAAUCUUAAAAGAUAAAUAUGUAUGUUUUCAGCUGAAAGAUGGAUAUUAAAGGUACAAAAGAAAAUAAGGGCUCUGCCCUAGCAACAUGGUUGAGUACCCGUUCUCAUGAGCGGUGUAGUAAGAAGUAUGGACUGAACCUCAAAUUAUAUUUACAUAAACGUCGGCUGUAUAGUGUUUACAGCCUGGGAAAUCCUAAAUCCAAUUUGACACCAGGUUAAGUGUGUCUUGUGGUUCUCUGUUUAAAUUUAAAUGAAACGGUAUACUCCCUUUGACACCACUGAGAAUUCAGGACGAGGAAAAAUUCUGAAUAAUUCAUAGACGCGCCAGUGCACGAUAGUAGUUUCUGUCAGCAGGUGGAGUUAAAAUUGACUUCAGAAGUUCAUAGUAACCAUAGAAAUGUUUUGUAUCAAGUUGCUGAUCCUUUGUUUUACAGUGUUGUCAUUCAGAAGAGCGUUAAUCGUCAACCAUGUAUGGACGAGGAGAACUUCCCGGACCUCCAGGCACCGUACCCAUGAACCCGGGAUUUGUUCCCCAUCAGGUACCUGUGAUGAUGGCCUGUCCACCAGGAUAUGUGCAACAUCAGAUUCCCACGAUAAUGCCCGUCCCUCAGAGACCACCUGGCUGCCCGCCUGGACUGGAGUACUUAACCCAGGUUGACCAGCUCCUUGUGCAUCAGAAGGUGGAACUGAUCGAAGCUAUUUUGGGCUGGGAGACCAACAACCAGUACGUUGUGAAAAAUAGCGUGGGACAGCAAGUGUUGCUUGCGGUCGAAGAGAGUGACGUUUGUACGCGGAUAGUCUGCUGUUCCAGGCGCUCGUUCAUCAUCCAUGUCCGGGACAACAUGGGGCAGGAAGUGCUCACGCUCACGCGGCCUUUAAAGUGCAGCAGCUGCUGGUUUCCAUGCUGCCUGCAGGAACUCGAGGUCCAGGUCCCUCCUGGCACUGCCAUUGGAUAUGUGAUGCAGGACUGGCACCCGUACCUCCCCAAGUUCACCAUCAGGGAUGAGAGAAAGAGAGCGGUGCUGCGGAUCGUCGGACCUUUCUGUGACUGUAACUGCUGCUCAGACGUUGUUUUUAAGGUGACGUCCCUGGACGAGGCUUUGGUAAUUGGUAGGAUAAGCAAACAGUGGGCAGGCUUGGACACUGAAAUGUUUACGGACGCAGAUCAUUUCGGUGUGCAGUUUCCCAUGGAUCUGGACGUUAAAAUCAAGGCUGUUGUGUUGGCCGCUUGUUUCCUCAUUGAUUUCAUGUUUUUCGAGCAUUCACCAAAUCAAGACUAACAUUCAUAUUAAUAAAGGAAAUGUCACAGAGUAUUGUUUAUUUAAUCAUAUACAUGUAUGUAUAUUAUGUAUGUAUAUGACUUUGACACUUUAUUGAAUUAUUAGUUUAUUAAAUUAUCCACACUCCCAUUGCUACAAAAUAGUACACAGGCAAAUUUCUAUUUCAGUUCUUUUUUUUUUUUUUUUGGUAACAGUCGUUGUCACAAGGCAACGUUAUAGAAAUCUGACCCUCGGCCCUGAACUCAAGGGAAGCCGAAAGUGCCAGUGAGAACCCGUGUCUCUUUGGGUAGUGAGUACAGAAACAUGCCACGAUAUGUAGAAAACUAGAAAGCUUAAAAUGACACCCGCAUACAUCAUUUCAUAUGUUUUGUGAUCUGGUAAGUAUAAAUGGGGGCAUAGUGUAAGGUUUCAGCAACUUUUUUCACACUCAUCAAACCAUUCUGUCAAUUCCGGGAAGAGACCACGCCCAUCGGGAACAAUAACUUAUUCAGCCAUUAUAAAGUGUGGUGUUGCUUUGCAAACAUAUAUCUACUAAAACCAUCCAUGAAGCACCACUGAGCAGAUAUUUGGGUGGUGGAUCAUUUCAUGUUAUUCUCUCUCUGUGUGUGUGUGCCUGUGUGAGUGAACCAUUUGUUUAAUGGACGUCCUCUAUGACUUCAUAUCCACUGAUUGCAUUAUAUGUCCAUUUGGCUUUAACUGGAUUUGAAUGAUGUUAUCUUGUUCCUGCUUGGUGCUCCAUGUUCUCUGCAGUGAACCGUACCUGACAUUUCCUAUUGAAGGAGUGAAUUCGGCUGUGUGUUUAGAAAUUGCACUUUAUACAACUGUGUGUGGUUUAUAGAGGUCAAUAUAAUGUGUGUAUGUGUGCGAGUGCGUGCGUGCGCGCGUGUGUGUGUGGGUGGUGUAACAAAAUAUUCCAAGUGAGCUCCGCCUAGGUUCCUAGGUGAACAUCACUUAUCAUUAUCAAUAGUAUAAACGGUAGCUAGCUAAGUAACUUAUCCAGAUGCUGUUGGGCUAGGGUUAAGUAAUUUGAUAUGUUCCCUAGCUAGCGGGCUAACUCAUGUUAAUUCGUACAUGUUUCUUCUCAUUUCUUGUAUGUAGGGGAGCCAAUAGGGCAUUUGCAUCUGGUUUUCUCCAAUGGAAAGGCAGCUUUAUGUUUGCUUGCACUCAGGGGCACCCUAUAGGGCCCUGCUUCAUGUUUUCUUGGAGCCUAUAGGGCACCACACCACGUAUUUUCCGCUGCAAUGAUACCCAUUCGGGCACGUCAUUGUGUUUCUUUACAUGUAGACGCACCUAUAGGGCACUGUGGCUGGUUUCCCCCCAUUGGAAGUACACCCUCAUCGUGUUUUCUCGCACAUAGCAGCACCCUAUAGGGCAGUGCAUCAUGUAUUCUCUGUAUUCAUCAUGUAUUUUUUUUUUCUGCAAGGGCACCCUUGAUGGCACUUCUAUCUAUCCAUCCAUCCAUCCAUCCAUCCAAUGUUUUUCUAUUUGAAGGGCACUGUGGCUGGUUUUCCCCCAUUGGAAGGGCACCCUCCUCAUGUUUUCUCACACAUAGCGGCACCCUAUAGGGCACUGCAUCAUGUAUUCUUCACUGGAUGGACAGCCUGGAGAGCACAUUAUCAUGUUUUUCCUUGCAAAUAGCGUAACCCAGAGGGCACAUCAUGUGUCCUUCAUUAGAAGAGUACCCAUUAGGGCACUUCAUAAUUUUUUUUCCUCACACACAGUGGAAGCUUAUAGUGCAGUGCUUCAUGUAUCAUAUUCUCUCUGUAAGGACAAAGAUCACACAUCCAUCCAUCUUUUUUCAUUUGAAUGGUAGUCAUUAGGGUGCUUCAUCAUGUUUUCUCCAUUGUCAGGACACACUAGAGGGCACUUUAUCACUUUAUACCUUCCAUAUUGGUACCCAAGAGGGCACUUGCGCUGUGUUUAUUGUGAACUGAGCCAUAAGUCCACCCUCCAGCUGCCAGGUAUUUUACACAAUAGUAAAAUAUACUACUGCAGUGAACCAUAUAGUCAAACACUCUAACAAAAGUAUCUAUGGCUCGUUACCUUCAACCCUUACACACUAAAGUUUGUAAAAGAAAUUUAUUUGUAACCUUGUUUUGGUUAACAAAUUACAGGCUAUAAAUAAUAGAUUUAUAAUUGUGACCAAUUCAGCAUUAUUUUAUUCUAGAUCGAUGAACUUGGAACGUGGCAGAAAUUCGAAUCGACUCGUCACAUGCUCAAGUUAUUAAACAUUAUAACCAAUAUGGGAAGGUUAAAGUCCUGGGCUCUGCACUUACUUUUGUAGCUAUACACUUUUACUCUUUAGUUUUAUUGUAGUCAAUGUUUAAUUCAUAGUAGAGUGAAAAACUGAGUAAUAAUAUCAUACUUAUGUAAACACACACACACCCACAAACACCAUUUCUCCUAGGAUUUCCCUCUCUGUUGCUGGAGCUACCUCCAUUGUCAGGUGUCAUAUGAUCUUAAAGAGCUUAAACAAACACACACGUACACAAAACUCAGCACCCAGCAGGUGUUUCUGAAAAGGGAAAAGUAAAGGAAUGACGUCAGACAGAUAUGUACAGUGUUUUUGUAGAAAUGUAUAGUCUAUAGUUAUAGCCUAUAGCCUAGAGUUACCAUCUCCACCCCUUUCUUGUGGGAGCUACCCUCCAGUUCCUGGUGCAAAGCGAGUGUUUAGGUAAGCCUCUCUCACAGCUUUCCGGAUCGCUAUAACAGCAGAAGAGAGAGAGGGGCAACGUCAUGAGCGUAUGGUGGAAACCUAACAGGCGUGGUGUUACUCGUCCUCAUUCUACUCUGCUCUCCAAACCGAAUCUACUGAGUAAAAG
Messenger RNA from Ictalurus furcatus (blue catfish), 4785 nucleotides. Its product is annotated as phospholipid scramblase 1-like. Gene Ontology annotation, cellular component: plasma membrane. NCBI's taxonomy places the organism in Eukaryota, Metazoa, Chordata, Actinopteri, Siluriformes, Ictaluridae. The transcript has 9 exons. Gene Ontology annotation, molecular function: phospholipid scramblase activity. The coding region runs from base 1151 to 1963 and encodes 270 amino acids. Gene Ontology annotation, biological process: plasma membrane phospholipid scrambling. The record is from RefSeq and is a predicted model, not a curated record.